UUUCUUGCCUACAUUAAAUAUUUGAAAUAGAGAUGACACUGUACAGAAAAGGAGUAUGUAUGUAGGCAAAUUAUUUUCUGUUUCUUCUACCUAACUUUAUGUGUCCGCUGACAUCCACUGAAAUGUUCCUUUUUCCCUGUAGUAAAUAAGUAAUCAGCCCAUGAGAACAGUUUGUGGUAAGACCCCUAUCUCGGUUGCCCCAGUGCACAUCUAGAGAAAGAUAACUCCUGUGGGAUUGCUUUAGUUUUACAGCAGCUAAAUUUUAUUCAGCUUGGAUCUUCUGUGUUGGAAGAAACCUAUUCAGUGGUAAAUAAACCCCCACCUCCCCUCCAGCCCUCCCGUUUGUAGGUGACUGACCCUUGAAAAAUGUUGGUUAGAGGCAACCUUGACUUGGUACAGAACAUUGAAUCAUUUCCUCCAGAUAGAAGUUAUUUUUUCCUGAUUGUUUCUUUCCUUUUUUUUUUGCCCUGCUGACGUACGUGGCACACAAGGUAUGUGUGGCUUCAAAUUGCUGCAGCCGUUCUGAUUUUUACAAGCACAGAGGUUUAUUCAGUGGCAAUUUGAUGUUCUGGUAGUUAGGUGAUGGCAGCUUAUUUUUGUGGAGACAGGAAUCUGGAGCUGCUGGUACAGCUUGAGCAGUGGCUUUGUUCUGUAUCUCAUGCUGGCCCCUCUUGAGGCCAUGCUGUGGGGCUGAAGGCAUACCUGAACCAUGAACAUUAAGGUACUUAGCAUUUUGGGAGGCAGAAUUGUGUAUAUUGUCAAGAACCCGUACUAAAUGACCCCCCUCUUGCAUGCUGAUUGUUUCUUCAUCCAAAUCAACUGACGGCUGAUCCAAAAUCAAGCAAUGUGGUUAUUCCCAGCUAGCUUUCUUGUCUCCUGUGAAACUCACCGUGUUUAGAUGCUGAAAUAUGAACUCUGUUUAAGACAUUUGCUGAAAAUGUGUUGGCAAAGUAGUAUUCAUCUUAGAGCAGUGUGAAAGCAGUUUUCUUGCCGCAGUUACGUGUUCUCUGUUUGGAUAGCAGAACAGCCACGGCUUGUUGCUUACACGGUGUCCAGGCAGCAGUUGCCACCUUUGGGGUGAACGUAACAGCACUGCUGGUGCAGAGAAAUUUGCCUCUCAUUAUGAGAGAUUGGAGAAUUCCUUUAAUGACACUGUUGUUAAGGAUUUAUUUUUGUACCCAAAGUGCCCUGAAUGAAAAGGCUGAAGUCCAGAAGUCUACUUGUAUGGCAUGCUCUCCUGUACGUGAAUUUGUAAUCUGUUCAUUUAUUUUAAUUGCAUGCAAGUUUAUCUUCCUUCUUGGUGGCAGUUCAGCUUUCCCUUGGUGUUUUGCUGUAGUCAGCUGAGAAGACAGACACUGAGAUCACUUUCCAGUUGUUUCUGGGUGUCUCUGGUAUUCAUCAGCCUCUUUGCUGUCCUAUGUUGCUAUGAGGAAAGGAGUCAGCAAUGACUGAUGUGGAGCCUGUGGUCACAGAUUUUGCAGCAUCAGGACGGGCAGGCCGCCGAAACGCCUUACCAGAUAUCCUGGGCUCUCCUGCUGGUGCUGGGACUUCAGAGUUGCCACACAAACUGGCUGAGCUCUCUGUUUCAGAAGGUAAUGGCUGUGCAUUCAGAAAAGGACAUUUUUAUGCAGUUGUCCUUUGUUUUUUUCCUAAGACUUCCACCACCAUGCAGUUUUGAUAAUACUAAUAUUCCUUUCAUCAUUUAGAAUUAAUUUGAACCUUCCAAAGCAGUUAUCACGUGUGUCUCCUGAUGAGACAAGUUAAUAUUAACCCAUAUCCAUCCACAGAUACAUUAUUAGCAGUUUAGGGAAACAGUUCAGUGCUGGGAAAUGAAUUCCAGUUCCCUUGAUUUCCAGGCAACUUUGCAAACACAGCCAAUCCAGCCAUAAAUUCCAGCAUACUACUACACUGAGAUAACUUUGCAUAAGACAGCAGAGCUGUGCUGUCAAUACAAUGACAGCUAUCCUAACUCAGGCAUAUACAUUAAACGUAGUGUUUAUAGUAUAUUUCUCCUGCUUAGUAGGCUUUCAACUUUUCUAUCUGAGACCAAUGCCCUAUUUUGCCAUGAUCUUUAAUUUAAUAAGCUGUUCUGCUGAUACAGCACAGGUCUAAUCAACACCAGCUUUGUGAGUUCUUUUUACUUUCAGAAUGACUUCAGGGGAGUUUUCAGAUUCAGAAAAAUCCUUUUUCUAAUGCCUAAGAAACAAAAAAUAUAGACUCACCCUGAUCAUGGUCUGUCCCUACUUUUUUUAAACUGAAUCAGAAUUUUUUUCAGAAAACAUUUUCUUCUCAUGCCCAUCACUGUUGCUGUACCACCACAACAAAUGGUCCCACAUUUGACAUGAUGGUGUGAGUGCAGCAAACGGGAAGGCAAGCCUGUGCUGAGGUUCAAACAGUCCAUGAAUCUGAACCAAAGUAGAUCAUUAAAGGGAUUCCUAGUCUCCAGAGCUGCAUAUCCUCCUUUUACAUUGCCCAAAGAAAUUACAGGAUGUUAGGUGUACAGCCUCCUAAAGCACCGUAAAGGCUGGGAAGGAAGGAUUUAUUUGAUCUCAAAUUGUUGUUAUUUUGGUGAUUUAAUUUUUAGUCGUGUUUGGGGGUUCUGUAAUCUAAAUCCCACAUGGGCCCAUCAAAGGACUGCUGAGGAAGUAGAAAGAACAUUUCCUGGAGGAGUAAGAAGGGCCAAAUGACCAUAUUGUGACUUGAACCAGGAGAAGCAAGGAAAAUAAGAAUCUGAACGUGUUCUGGAAGAAGGCAUUAUUUUGUCUUGAGGAGACAUUUUUCCCUAUAAAUAGGAAAAUUAGGUCCCUACAAAACAAACAGGAAAGAGUGCAAGUCUUUUUAAAAGAAAAGUUACAGCAUGGCAUAAAGUAUCUAGCCCUCCAGAUGACACAAUAGUCCUCCUCUCCUGGUUUCCACCCAAUCCAUUAAGAAGAAGAAAAAAUGAAGCACAGCUAUGUUAGUUUUAGCAAAAUGUACUAAUGCUUUCGUAGAAAUACAGGACCAGCACUGUCAGGAUUUGAAAAACAAUUAAGAGCAUUGAAUUGUCCUUGGCUUUUGUCACUGACAGCUAUGCCAGAGCAUGUUGGAAGGCAGCAGAUUCUGUUACCAGCAGUUUACAGUAGUGAUAAUAGGAAGUGAAUACAAAAUGCAGUUAGGUCCACUCUGACAGCUUGGGUGCUUUCUGGGGAUGGGAAUUCCACAAGUAUCAGAUGGGAAUUUCAGCCUCAUUGUGUUGUAAAUUAAAGUUUUGAUGAGAUAGCAAGCAAACAGAGGAGAAUUCAUCAAAAUGGAAAGACAAUUUUGAAAUUCAAAUGCUGUAACAGGGAAACAGUUUGUGAAACAUUUGGGACUCUUAACAGGCAUCUCUUUUGCCUAUUUCUGACUUUAACAAUAAGUCGUUAAAAAAGGAAAGUCAUUUGCAGCUCA
This is a messenger RNA of Cyanistes caeruleus (blue tit), 3426 nucleotides long. The record is from RefSeq and is a predicted model, not a curated record. Lineage: Eukaryota; Metazoa; Chordata; Aves; Passeriformes; Paridae.